AAGCCUGUCUACUUUUUGGCUGAAUUUAAAUUCGAAAAAUUUAAGCAUAUAUAAAGCGAAUGAUCAAAUAGUUAGUGUUAGUUGGCUAAUAGUUUUUCGCCAUGAAGGUCGACAAACGAAUGGUUUUUUUAUGCAUGUGCUUCAUAGCAAUGUGGCAGUUUUCCAGUUGCCUUGGUGCAAAGGAUUGCCUGAAGCUUCACAACUUGACCAGUUCCAAAGUGGAGGCAGUGGCUCUGACCACUCAUUUUGCCGCAGUUCCCCUGGAUGUCAAGUGCUACAGCGGAUGUGUGAUCGAGGAGUACUUCGGCGAUGAUGGCAAAAUCGAUCUGCAGAGAGUGGGAAACCGUGGAACCGAGCAAGAGCAGACUAUUCUGGCCCAAUGUAAACAGCAAUUCGAUGGCGUCAACAACUUGGGCAGAUGCGACUAUCCGUAUCUGAUGCUUCAGUGUUUGUUCAUGGGCAAAGCGAGCGGAACGAUCGCGCCGUAAUUCCAACAAAAUAACCAACACUAGUUUACAAAAUAAAAUUGAUCAUUUGCUUCAGGCACGAAA
Drosophila gunungcola (fruit fly) is the source of this 551-nucleotide messenger RNA. RefSeq lists its product as uncharacterized. The record is from RefSeq and is a predicted model, not a curated record. Bases 102 to 488 code for a protein of 128 amino acids. The transcript is spliced from 2 exons. Lineage: Eukaryota; Metazoa; Arthropoda; Insecta; Diptera; Drosophilidae. Gene Ontology annotation, molecular function: odorant binding.